GCAGCGGCCAAAACUUUCAUUUCAUGUGCGAUUCAAGAACCCACAAAACGUCUAAACUGAAGUAUAUACUGGUUUCGCCGUGUCUACAAUCAAGUAUGAAACCAUUUGAGUGCAACUCAUUCCACGCAACGAGUGGCGCAACCCGAUGUCGUCGUGUACACUAGGUUUAAUCCUCUCUCCCUACAUCCCAAAUUCCGGGACGACCUUUUAUUUCAAAUAUGAGAAGUUCUACAUCGGAAAUCACUGUAUCAUAUAAACGAAUAAAACACAAAAACGAUGUAGCAAACACACGUUAUCAACAAAUAUAAACGCAGGACAGCUUGGGCGGGCAGCAGCAGCUUAGCUGUGUGGCGCAAUUGCUGAGGACGGACAAACGGCUACGGACACGCGCUAUUUUGUAUAUCACAGUGCGGCAAGCCAAUUGGUAAAUUCUUAGAACUGUUUGCGAAAUGAUGCAUGUGAUACAGCAUCCCUGCCAGACAGCUCAUGUUGAAUGCUGUCAGUGAAGGAUAACGCGGGUGACUGUAUCAUUUCCUUGUGAACUUCAUUGGUAAUGUUGAUAACACGAUGAUGUAGCGCUGCUAUCUCCCAUGUCUGUUUUAUUUGUUUGUUUAUCAGCAGCCACACGAAUCACACGAUGUAUUCCGUGCUGCUGCGCUUUUAAAAUCAGCCGAACGCACAACACUACGCUACCACUGCAGAGUGUACUAGUUAUAAUCCACAAUGAUUAAAAAUCUUGUAGGUCUCGUGACAGGUGGUGCAUCUGGACUGGGAAAAGCAACAGCAGCCCGCCUCGUGCAGCAAGGCGCCCGUGUUAUUAUUUGUGAUCUGCCUACAUCGCAGGGUGCAGCAGUUGCAAAAAAAUUAGGUGAAAAUGCCUUAUUUGCGCCUGUAGACGUCACCUCUGAAAACGAUGUUCAAAAUGCUCUCAAUGUUGUGAAGGAUAAGUUUGGGCGCCUGGAUGUUUUGGUCAACUGUGCCGGCAUUCUCGUCGCUGUUAGGACGUAUAAUUUCAAUAAAAAACUAGCACAUAAGCUGGAAGACUUUACAAAAGUAGUAGCAGUAAAUACUAUUGGAACAUUUAAUGUGAUUCGUUUGGCGGUAGGUUUGAUAGGAGAAAACCAACCUAAUGAAGAUGGCCAGAGAGGAGUUGUUAUAAAUACGGCCACUGUUUCAGCCUAUGAUGGCCAAAUAGGUCAAGCAGCUUAUUCUGCAAGCAAGGGUGCUGUUGUCGGAAUGACACUACCAAUAGCGAGAGAUCUAGCGAUACAAGGCAUUCGUGUUUGUACAGUUGCCCCAGGUCUUUUUGAUACUGCACUGAUGUCAGCACUGCCUGAAAAGGUUAGAGCUAAUUUAAUGAAUAUGGUACCAUUUCCGAAAAGACUGGGUAAGCCAGAAGAAUUUGCAAUGAUGGUGCAGUCUAUAAUAGAAAAUCCUAUGUUGAAUGGAGUGGUGAUCCGUCUUGAUGGUGCCAUUCGAAUGCAGCCGUAAGGUGACACACUGGUAUAUGACAAACGAGAAGCAGCAGACUGGGAAUAUGUUGUGUGUGAUUUAUCUUUCAUAAAUGUAAUGAUUAUUUUUACAUGUCAAAACGCAAAAUAAAGUUUUUGAAAAAAAUA
Schistocerca gregaria is the source of this 1619-nucleotide messenger RNA. RefSeq names its product 3-hydroxyacyl-CoA dehydrogenase type-2-like. The transcript has a single exon. Lineage: Eukaryota; Metazoa; Arthropoda; Insecta; Orthoptera; Acrididae. Gene Ontology annotation, molecular function: estradiol 17-beta-dehydrogenase [NAD(P)+] activity. Gene Ontology annotation, cellular component: mitochondrion. The coding region runs from base 724 to 1491 and encodes 255 amino acids. The record is from RefSeq and is a predicted model, not a curated record. Gene Ontology annotation, biological process: androgen metabolic process; estrogen metabolic process; fatty acid metabolic process.